Molecule: messenger RNA, 867 nt
Organism: Brugia malayi
Lineage: Eukaryota; Metazoa; Nematoda; Chromadorea; Rhabditida; Onchocercidae
Exons: 3
Coding region: 1-867 (288 amino acids)
Molecular function (GO): structural constituent of cuticle
Source: RefSeq, a predicted model, not a curated record
AUGGAAGUGCAAAAUCGAAUUAAGGCCUACAAAUUUGUCGCUUAUUCCGCGGUGACAUUUAGCAUUGUUGCUGUCCUCUCAGUAUGCAUCACACUUCCAAUGAUUUACAAUUACAUACAUCAUGUAAGGCGACAAAUGCAUACCGAAAUUGCAUUCUGCAAGCAAUCUGCAAAAGAAACUUGGACAGAUGUGGAGCGACUCGGUCAGUAUCCAAUUGUUGGACACAACCGGACAGCUCGUCAGGCAGACCAAUGUGAAGGUUGUUGUAUCACUGGCCCAGCUGGUCCUAAAGGACCACCAGGUAGACCUGGUAAACCAGGUAAGCCUGGUGCUCCAGGCCUUCCAGGUAAUCCUGGAAGACCGCCACCACAACCGUGUGAGCCGGUUACUCCACCACCAUGUAAACCAUGCCCGCCUGGACCACCAGGACCACAAGGAAUGCCAGGGCCACGUGGAGAUCCAGGACCAGAUGGCCCACCAGGUGCACCAGGACUUGAUGGACCACCAGGUGAGACUGGACCACAAGGGCAACAAGGACCACCAGGUACGCCAGGACCUGCUGGACCAAACGGUCCACCUGGACAAAAUGCCCCAGAUGAACCACUUCAACGCGGUGCUCCGGGCGAACCAGGAGAACAAGGACCACAAGGACCAACAGGACGAGCGGGACAACCAGGACAUGAUGGUGCAGCCGGACGACCAGGACCACCAGGUGCACCCGGUGCAGAUGGACAACCUGGAGCGGAUGGUUUACCUGGUGCACCUGGUCCACAAGGGCCACCUGGCAAAGCUGGUGAACGAGGUGUAUGUCCGAAAUAUUGUGCUAUCGAUGGUGGUGUAUUCUUCGAAGAUGGUACCAGACGUUAA